AUGAGCCAGUGCCUCCUCUCCUCAUUCGGGGUGGAGGCCAGGACCAAGGAACUUUUUGAGUGUGAGAAGCUUCUUGAAAGUAACCAGACUAUUUACCGAUCCAAAUUUGUCAACUUCGUCAAGCGCGAAGCAAAACCAACCCAGGAGUCGCUUCAGCAUCUCAUGCGGUGUCUGGACAACUUCUUCUUCUCGGGCCAUCUGACUGGAGGCAAACACCGCCGCGUCACGCUUGAAUUCCGGGCAGACAUAUUCGACCAGAUCGGGAAGCUUGAAAAAGGCGAACAAGCCGUUUGGGGCCUCACAGAAGUGACAGACAAGGGAGAUACCUCAGCCUUGAAAGCGAAGAUCAGUAUCGACGCCAGCCACCCCAAACUAAAGCGAGGAGGCAUUGUCAUGCGGUCCUUGAUUGACGUGCUGGAGACCCUGGUUCAUGAGAUGGUCCACGCCUAUCUUCGAGUGUUUGUCUGCCUUUGCGAUGAGUGUCAACGGGCCCUCGGUGCCACGGGCCAUGGAGCCGUGUGGCAGGAGCUGAAGCAGGUCAUGUCUAUUACUAUCAGAAGUUGGGACACGACUUUACAGAACUUCUACCUCGACGAUUGGGAUCGAUUGGAUGCAUCGUAA
Molecule: messenger RNA, 621 nt
Organism: Diaporthe amygdali
Lineage: Eukaryota; Fungi; Ascomycota; Sordariomycetes; Diaporthales; Diaporthaceae
Exons: 2
Coding region: 1-621 (206 amino acids)
Source: RefSeq, a predicted model, not a curated record